Molecule: messenger RNA, 1750 nt
Organism: Odobenus rosmarus divergens (Pacific walrus)
Lineage: Eukaryota; Metazoa; Chordata; Mammalia; Carnivora; Odobenidae
Gene: SHPK
Product: sedoheptulokinase
Exons: 6
Biological process (GO): carbohydrate metabolic process; cellular response to lipopolysaccharide
Cellular component (GO): cytosol
Molecular function (GO): sedoheptulokinase activity
Source: RefSeq, a predicted model, not a curated record
GGGCAGGAGCAGGAUGUGAGCAGAAUCAUCCAAGCCCUAAAUGAGUGCCUUGCUGCCCUUCCUCGGCAGCUGCUCCAGGACGUCUGUGGCAUUGGAGUGUCAGGACAAAUGCAUGGAAUCAUGUUUUGGAAAACAGGCCAAGGCUGUGAAUGGACAGAGGGAGGGCCCUCUCCUGUGUUUGAGCCCGGAGCCGUGAGCCACCUGGUCACAUGGCAGGAUGGCCGGUGUAGCAGUGGGUUCCUGACUUCUUUGCCCCAGCCAGAGUCCCAUCUCAGUGUGGCCUCAGGGUUUGGCUGUGCAACCAUCUUCUGGCUUUUGAAGAAUAGCCCAGAGUUCCUGAAGUCCUACGAUGCUGCUGGCACCAUCCAUGACUAUGUGGUUGCCAUGCUGUGUGGCUUGCCAAGAUCACUGAUGUGCGACCAGAAUGCUGCUAGCUGGGGAUAUUUCAACACUCAGAGCCAAAGCUGGAACUUGGAAAUAUUGAGGGCCUCAGGCUUUCCCGUGCACCUGCUCCCAGACAUCGCCGAGGCCGGCAGCGUGGCGGGCAGAACUUCCCGUGCCUGGUUUGAAAUCCCACAGGGGACACGGGUGGGCGUGGCCUUGGGUGAUUUACAGGCCUCCGUCUAUUCCUGUAUGGCCAAAAGGACAGAUGCAGUUCUCAACAUCAGCACUUCAGUUCAGUUGGCAACCUCCAUGCCUUCAGGAUUCCAGCCGGCGCAGACUCCAGACCCUGCGGCUCCAGUCACCUACUUCCCGUACUUUGACAGGACCUACCUGGUGGUGGCAGCGUCACUCAAUGGGGGCAACGUGCUGGCCACAUUUGUCCACACGCUGGUCCAGUGGAUGGCGGAUCUAGGUCUAGAGGUCGAAGAAUCCACUGUGUAUUCAUGUAUGAUCCAGGCAGCUGCACAGCAAAGAGACACCUGCCUAACUAUCACUCCAACGGUGUUCGGCGAGAGGCACCUGCCGGACCAGCUGGCCUCAGUGACCAGAAUCUCCUCCUCUGAUCUCUCCCUGGGGCACGUGACCCGGGCCCUGUGCCGAGGCAUUGUUCAAAACUUGCACUCCAUGCUUCCAUUUCAACAGCUCAAGGAGUGGGGUGUGGAGCGGGUGAUUGGCAGUGGGAGUGCACUGUCCAGGAAUGAGGUGCUGAAGCAGGAGGUGCAGAGGGCUUUUCCCUUCCCAGUGUCCUUUGGGCAGGAUGUGGACGCAGCUGUGGGGGCAGCUGUGGUCAUGCUCCAGAGAAAUCUUAACCAGAGGGAGUCUUAGUCAGUGCAUCCUUUGGCCAAAAGACUGUUGCAAAUUUUAUCUAAGUAACAUUCCUGACAUGACCUUGUGGUCAUCCUUUUCCUGGACAGUUUUCUGGGCAGCUUUUAAGCAAAGCUUGUUUUCAGGGCACCAUCUUGACCAAGAACCUACCUUCAUCCUCUAAUAAUGCAGCCAGGACUCAUCAACUAGAUCCCAAAUCAGUGCUUUCCAAGAGACUCACUUGGGAAUUGGUCGCAAAUGUAAAUAUGGAAAAAAGAGAGAGGGACAAAGAAAGAAAAGGAACAGUAGCCCAGCAUCAUGGUCAGCAGGCUCUUCUGUGAUUCACCUGUAGACAAAGAGAAAAUAAAUGUGACUUCAGACACCAAAAAGUCUCCAAGUAAGAAAAGAAGGCCCACCCACCCCCCACCCCCUGCCGCUCCAGCUUUUGGGAUGAUUGUAUUUUGGGACAUAAAGCCCAGACUUCGGUCACAUGCGCUGUUGG